Molecule: messenger RNA, 6591 nt
Organism: Drosophila kikkawai
Lineage: Eukaryota; Metazoa; Arthropoda; Insecta; Diptera; Drosophilidae
Gene: Wdr81
Product: WD repeat domain 81
Molecular function (GO): protein binding
Source: RefSeq, a predicted model, not a curated record
CCCUGUGUAAUGUUCGCGAAAAAAAACACGCAGAAGAAGCGUUUCUUUGAUAAGAUAAGAGAAAAUCCUUAAAAUACUCAACAAAGCGGAGCUAAGGCCACUAAAACCCAUGGCGGACGCAAACCGAACCCCGCCCAGUCGUAAAAUGUAAGCGGACCACGGCGGCAGGCAGCUGGCAGCAGAGAAGCAGCAAUUGACCAAGUGUUCUCAGUUGGAAAACUCCAUGGAAAUAAUGGGUGACAGCGAGCAGAUUUGGCCAGAGAUCGGUAUAGACCCGCAGCAUGUGUGCGAGGCAGGCGUGGGCGAGGGUAGAUUCCAGCUGAUCUGCUACAAAGCCUGGCUGCAGUCCCUGGAACGCCACCGUCGCCUGACUCACUUUCCCAGCUGGCCGUUAUUGGAUCGACGGGCACAUCCCACGGGCCAGCUGGAGCAUCCUUGGACUCGGAUAGUGGUACAGACGUAUCGCAAGCAGCCGCAGCGCAGGGUAUAUCCCCUGCCCAGGAUUCCUGGAGAAGGAUCCAGUCAGGAUUUGCCCCUUUCCUACUCGCAGGCAGUGUCCUUUGUGGCGCACAACAACUUCAGGCAGCUGUGGGAGGAGGCCUACAGGCGGUACAAUGGCGCCCAUGUCAAACUUUGCAGAGCAGCUACAUCAGCGCCGCUAGCAAAGCCACAUCCCGGCCAGGGGCAGCUUCAACCACAUGAUGUCGUCCUCAAGGAGCUCAUUCAACGCGUCUACCAUUGUCCCGUGUUGCACUGCCAGGCGGAUCGUGGCGACUCCCCCACAAGCAUUCCCCAGACAGCUGACUUAUCGGGCAGCUGUCACGCCAACAUCUUGCCCGCCCUGGUGGCCAUCGAGUCAUCCACCCACUUCAGCGUCUUCUUCUAUCCGCCGGCUCUGGAAUGCAGCCUCUAUGAUUGCAUCACCUUCAGUCCAGCGCUGCUGGGAAGGGGCUACAACAAGACUCUGUUCGUGAUCUACCAGAUCCUGCAGCUGACGAAGCACCUCCAGGCUCAGGGCCUCUUCCUGGGCGACCUACGGCUGCAGCACAUUGUGAUGCGUGAGAAUCUCUGGCUGCAGAUACUACCGCGACUCCAGUGCAAUCUUCUGGAGGAGGAUCCAUCAGCCGGAGGCGGCGAUGACAUGUCGCCACUGACGCCGCUGGCCAGCGAGGAAGUGACGGGAGAUUUGGCGAGGGAUCCACGACACCAGCGCCUGCCCUCCAGCAGCACCAUGUUCGACCUGCGGCUAGCCUACGAUCCCGCCCACUUCAACCUGCGCGAGUACGCGGAGAUGUGGUGCAGUGGCCAGCUGUCCAACUUCGACUACUUGACCAUCCUGAACAAUGCGUGUGGCCGGAGUCUGACCAAUGCCGCCCAUCACCACAUAAUGCCCUGGGUAACCGACUUCAGUGGACGCGGCGGGGCCAACUGGCGGGACUUGACCAAGAGCAAGUAUCGCCUGAACAAAGGUGACGUCCAUCUUGAUCUCAUGUACGCCCAUGCCAGCCAGCAUGGAGCUGGAGAAGGCAGCUUUCAGCCCUUGGGCGAUCAGGCGCCCCACCACGUCUCCGACUUCCUCUCCGAGAUCACCUACUUCGUGUAUAUGGCAAGGAGAACGCCUCAGAGCAUCCUGUGCGCCCAUGUGCGCCCCAUUUGGGUGCCGGCGGAGUAUCCGGUGUCCAUUCAGCGCCUGCAGGAGUGGACGCCGGACGAGUGCAUACCCGAGUUUUACUCGGAUCCCAUGAUCUUCAAGAGCAUUCACGAGGAUCUGCCGGAUCUGGAGUUGCCCGCCUGGGCCACCUGCCCGGAGGACUUUAUAUGCAAGCACCGCGAGGCACUGGAGUCUCAGUAUGUCAGCGAGCGACUUCAUCACUGGAUAGAUCUCAACUUUGGCUACAAAUUGAGUGGCAAGGCGGCGGUGAAGUCAAAGAAUGUCUGCCUAACCCUGGUGGAUCAGCACCGGAAUCUCAGCCAGCGCGGCAUUGUCCAGCUGUUCGCCCAGGCCCAUCCACCGCGACGCUAUGCCACCCCCUGGUUCAAUAAGACAGCUCCCCGGCUGAGUCAACUGUACGCCAGUCCCUUGAAACGUUUGGCCAAAAGUACGGAAAAUCUGCACACCGAAAUGGGGGCCGGAUCGUCCCAUCUCUCUGUCCGGCUCGGUGAGGAUAAAGGAUCAAAUGGAUCGGUGCAUAGCAGCACGGCCAACUUUUAUCCGGUUACCAACUUUAUUGAGCUGCCGGAGAACUACAAUCCGACGCUGUUGCUGCAAAAUCUGGAGACCCUGGAAGCGUUCUACGCGCGCACCUUUCCGCAACAGCGGGCAACCGCUAAUCCCGAGGAGAAGAUGAUCAGUAGCGACCUCCUGUUCGAGCAGAACUCGGCGGAUCAUUCGUUUACUAAUCAACUAUUCGCCGCCAGCGGAGAGGAGAUUCCCGCCAAGUCGAAGAAUUUGUUGCGGGAGGAGAAAAGGAGUUGCCUGCAGCACUUGUUGAGUGCCAGAAGGGAGCGAGAUCUGCAGGUUUUGGGCUGCAUCAUCGUGGAGCUCUUUGCUAUGCAGCGCCUGCGUCCCCUCCUAAUGGGCAAUGGCCUGAGUGCCAGCUUUGAGGCUCGUCUUUCCGCGUGUCGCACCGUGGCCAAGAUCCAUCGCCAGGAACUGCCGAAACUAGUGCGCCGAGUGGUUCGUUUGCUGCUGCAACUAGAAGAGUCCGGUGAGGGAGAUCAGGGUCUGCCACUGCCUCCGAAUCCCGCACAGUUGGUGGAGCCCAUGUUUGCCAAUCUGCUGCUUCCCUUCCCAAGUCACUAUAUAGCUGUGUAUGCUUUGGUGCGAUCUCUGCACGCUUUCGAGGCGAACGCGGUGCUUCUGGAGCUGCAAACCCACUUUAGUUGCAGGGGCGGCAGGGAGUGUGCGCGGUACACGGAGAUGGACCGCCAGCGGGUGAUAUUCGAGCGAAAGAUAGCCGAGUGCAAGGUAAUGUCCUGCUGCGCCCAUCUCCGGCGGCUCCUCGAACCCGUUGCCUUUGCCUAUGAACAGUUCACGCCUGUGGAGCUGCUCCUGCCGCACAUCAUCGAUCUGCUGCGCGACGAACGAACUUCCAUUUUGACCGCCUGGAACUUGUUUGACCCUAUUGCCCAGGCCUUGGGCGUGGUCCAGACCCAACAGCAUCUUCUCCAGCCACUGCUCAAGCUCUACGACGUUGAGGGAGUCGGUAACUCAGCGGAGGAUGGCGGCGUCAAUAACAGCGGCGGUCAUUUGAGAUUCUCGGCCAGCAGUUCGUUCAAAUCGCGAAAAUCUGUGAAGCUGUAUCACCACAGUUUUCUGCUCCGCCUGAUUGUGCGCUUUGGCCUCCGCUGCUUCCUGCAGCACUUCAUAGCCCCGCUCAUCGAGGCUGUUGGUGGCUACAAGGAGCCAGAGCAGGGGAACGGCUACCACUACCACAGUGGCGGCAGCAGGAGGACCAGCAAGAAUCUCAACUUUGCCGCUGCGGAGGAGGAGGUCGACGACCAACCACCGCCAUCGGAAACAAAACCGGACAUCGAGGAGCUGUUUACGUUUGAGGAGGAUCAGGACCGCGUGUCCAGUCACGAGAGCAAGUCUAUCGACUCCUUUGACAUGCGGCCGAGUAACACCAGUGCGGCCAGUGCGGAGGAGGCUCGAGAAUCGGACGGAUCGCCGGAUAAACUGGUGAUUAAUGAACUUAUUUACGGCGCCAGAAUAUCCCCGGAUAAGCUCUCCCUGCGUGAUGGCCAAACGCCGCCUGCUCUGAUCCCCCCACCGCUGGGGCCACGCUCACCCACCAUCGAGAUCCCAUUGUGUCCCACUGCGGCCGGUGGCAUCCGUCGCAGCUUCCAGCUAAGCGCCAUUGACUGCGACAUUGGCUCCCGGAAGAGUGUGGACAGCUUCGACCUGAUCAGUCAAGCGGUGGAGGAUCAGUUACCUGCUACAACAACGACGUCGGCGUUGGAGGCCGAACCGGAGUCCACCGACUCCCUGCAGGCAUCGGUCAUAUCGCGCCUCUCGGAAGCAAAGGCCGUCCAGAACAACCGCAUCAGCGAGAUGAGCGCCGAGAGUCUGGUGUGGCUCUCGCAUCGUCUGGGCCCAGUGCUGACCUCUCGCUAUAUAACCAGGAAUCUGCUGAAGCUACUCUCUCUGUGCUAUGUGGGCCAAGAGAACCUUUUGCCAGAGAUGGACGAUGGCCACUUCAGCUCCUCCCCAGAGGCGGCCAAUCUCAACUACUUCAGCAUAGCAAACGCUAGGGUGGCGGGCGAUCGAAGUGCGGCUCGAGUCCUGGAGUGUCUCAUGUCCAUAGCGGCUCUCUACGGCGAAAGCUUCCUCCUGCUUCAGUACUUCCCGCACAUCAGCGAGCUGAUUGGGCUCUGCUCCAAGCGGAUCACUGGCAGCCUGGAGGGUGCCAUCAUCAGUUCGCUGCAGCUGCUCAAGUACAUGGUGCCGUGUCUGACCGAUGCCAGCAUCAUGGAGCACCUGCAGCACAUCCUGCUGGACGCCAUUCUGCUGCCAAUUCUGCGUCUGCUGAGCUCAACGAAUCUCCAGAUGCCGAGUGGCUAUCUGGGGCGGUCACUGCUAGCGCGCAAGUUCCUGGACGCAAUCUAUGCUCUGAGUGUUCGCCUCGGAUCGGAUAUGACGCGGGAGCAUCUCUGCCAGUCGCUCCUCUGUCCCUUCUUUCUGAUCUUCAACAAGGCCUUUGGACUGCCCAAUGAUUUUGCCGCCGAUCUGGCCAAUCUUUCGCUGACGGGUGCAGGAGGAGCUUCGCAGCCGGAACGUGCUAUGGAGGAGUUAAGAGAUGUCUUUGGUCCCGAGUUGGCGCACACCGCCUAUCUGACGUUCUUGCGUUUCCUGGGCGAGGCCAACAUGAAGAGGUCGCUGACCAAUCUGGAACUCGUGCUGACCCUGUGCCACGAACACGAACAACCCAGUGGAAAUGGUGAAAGCAAAACCCAAUUGUCCACCAGUGUGAGUUCCGGACAGGAUGUGGAUUCGGUAGAUGCCACCUGCGAAGUGGCUGCCAACAGUUUUGGCACCCAGAUCGUUGGUAAUCGCCUGCAGGUCCAGGCCCGGAACAACGUGGAGCUGCUCGACAUGGUGGCCUACAAGCUGGACCAGAUGCCCAGCACACGGCACUUGAAGGGCAACUGGCUUGCCUAUUGGCGAAACGAGACCACGCGCAGCGAGAAGGACAACCAGGCGCUCAAUCUCAAGCAGAUACGACUGCAGUCCUUUGUGGGCCACACCAACUCCGUGAGAGCCAUCUACGCCCUGGACAAUGAGAACAGCUUCGUGUCCGCGUCCAAGGACAAGACCGUCAAGCUUUGGUCGCUGCGCAGCGAGGGAGAUGGCCGGAAGACCAGCGCCUGCCAGUUCACCUAUACGACGCACAAGAAGUCUAUCAAUUCGCUCAGCUUCCUGGAGUCCCUCCGCUAUGUGGUGUCCUGCGAUUCAGGAGUACACCUGUGGGAUCCGUUUAUCGGGCGACCACUGGGCAUACUGGAUGCGCCGCGACACAGUGCCGUGACCGUGGUCAAAUGCCUGCCUUCGCAUUCCCCGCUGGUUGUCGCCGGCACAGCCGAGUCCACGGUGAAGAUGAUCGAUGCCAGGAGCAUGGAGUAUGUCAACGAGUGGAGGGUGUGCAAUGCUGCUCUGCCCAAUGCCACUGUGCGUUGUCUGGCGGUGGCUCCCUCUGGCAAUUGGCUGGCGGCUGGACUCUCCUCCGGCUGCAUAGUCCAGCUGGACACACGUACCGGCAUGGUGAUCAACUCCUGGCGUCCAAUGGAGUGCGAUCUGCUGCAGCUGUCGGCGCCGAGUGAUCAGUUCCUGGUGAGCUCCGCAUUAGAUCAUUCCCUGGCCGUUUGGCAUGCCCUGGAUGGCAUCAUGCACUACCAGCUCAAACCUCCGCCGGAACCCGCUCAUUUUCUGCAAAGCGUGGGCUCCUCUUUGGUCUACGCCACCACCGGCAACCGGGUGGGCGUCUAUGCGGAUGUAGCCCAUUCCCAUGCCUUCAACACGAUCACCAAGCUGCGUUCGGAGACCUUCCGCGGCGUCUUAACCUCGCUGGCCGUCCUGCCCCUGAAUCGAGCCUUCCUUGCCGGCAACGAGAGCGGUCACAUUGCGCUGCUCUGUUAGAAGCUAUAUGCGCACGCGUGUGUAUACCAAAAAAAUCGUUGUUCUAAAAUUUCUUUGGAACCUCUUUGGAACCUCUGUGCGUUAUUUCUUUAGUUUACUUUGUAUAUCCAAAUUGCACCAAAUAUUAUUUUAAAACAAAACACUGACACAGGUUGAACGUCGCUGCGAAAAAAAAGAACAAAAAAUCUACUAGCGAUUGUGCUUAGAAAAUAUUAAUGUUCCUUCGCACAUUGUCAGUCGGAGGAAGUUGCACAGCGACGUUCUUCAAUCUUAUAGAAAUUAUUCUUUAUACUCGAAAACAUUAAACCAAAUAAGCAUUCCAGAUAAACAAUUUAUGUAUAGAUCUAGUACGUAGGCACAAACAACAAAGUCUAUUUACAAUUAAAACUGCUUAAGCUGGAAAGAGGUAAAGUAUUUCUUAAGAAAUAUACAAAUAAAAUAUAACAAUUACGAUA